AUGGAGAGAACAAAUGUUUUCAUCUUUUUCCUGCUCAUCCAAGUAAUCUCAGCCGCAAGUGUAGACAAGAGCACAUAUCAAGAGACAUUCACCGACAUCAAUGAAACAAUCUCUCGGACGUAUCAGAAAGAGGAAGCGAACAACACAUUGAGCGCAUCAAACUUCACUCUGAAGGCCCCUGGGCAGAGUCCCAGUCCUCAUCCAAUGUGAUCAGGGCCAACAAGGAUCAAAGUGGUGUUCAAAUACAUCAACACGCUGGUGUCUUGUUUUGUUUUCAUCACCGGAAUGACAGGCAAUCUGGCACUCCUCAGAAUUAUUUAUGAGAACAAGGGCAUGAGAAGUGGACCUAACAUUCUAAUCGCCAGUCUUGCUUUGGGAGAUCUCAUACAUAUUGUGAUCGCCAUACCUGUCAAUGCUUACAAGCUUCUGGCUGAGGAUUGGCCAUUUGGUGUGGCAAUUUGUAAAUUAGUGCCUUUCAUUCAAAAAACAUCUGUUGGAAUAACAGUCUUGAGUUUAUGUGCACUGAGCAUAGACAGAUACCGCGUUGUGGCCUCACGAAAUCAUAUCAGAGGCCUUGGUGUUCCGAAGUGGACAGCGGUGAAACUGACUUUAAUAUGGAUCAUAUCCACAUUCCUUGCUGUGCCUGAGGCUGUGGGAUUUAAUAUGAUGGCAAUGGACUAUAAAGGGAGGCAUCUUCGGAUAUGCCUCCUUCAUCCAAUACAGUCAUCCCAGUUCAUGCAGUUUUAUAAGAGCGCAAAGGAUUGGUGGCUCUUUGGAAUCUAUUUCUGUAUGCCGCUGGCUUGCACUGCACUGUUUUAUACACUCAUGACCUGUGAGAUGCUGAAGAAAAGUAGGACACAGAUUGGUUUUAAUGACCAUAUCAAACAGAGAAGAGAGGUGGCCAGGACUGUGUUCAGUUUGGUGCUGGUAUUUGCGGUUUGUUGGCUGCCGUUACAUCUCAGCAGAAUCUUGAAACUAACUAUUUAUAAUCAAAAGGAUCCCCAUCGAUGUGAUUUAUUGAGUGCCUUCCUUGUCCUGGAUUACAUUGGCAUCAACAUGGCCUCUGCAAAUUCGUGCAUGAACCCAAUUGCUUUGUACGUUGUGAGCAAGAGAUUCAAGGCACAUUUCAAGGCCUGUCUGUUUUGUUGGAACACAUCUUCCCAGACACUAGCACCAGAUGAGAAGCAGACCUUGGAGAAGACCAAGGUCAACGGACAAGCCCCAGAGCGAAGCAAGGCCUGA
Messenger RNA from Sardina pilchardus (European sardine), 1242 nucleotides. RefSeq names its product endothelin receptor type Bb (gene ednrbb). Gene Ontology annotation, molecular function: endothelin receptor activity. Gene Ontology annotation, biological process: endothelin receptor signaling pathway; enteric nervous system development; vasoconstriction. The record is from RefSeq and is a predicted model, not a curated record. The transcript is spliced from 7 exons. Lineage: Eukaryota; Metazoa; Chordata; Actinopteri; Clupeiformes; Clupeidae. Gene Ontology annotation, cellular component: plasma membrane.